Durusdinium trenchii is the source of this 708-nucleotide messenger RNA. Lineage: Eukaryota; Dinophyceae; Suessiales; Symbiodiniaceae. The record is from the annotation of a GenBank genome assembly.
AUGGCCAUUGGGAGGUGGCGCAGCGGCUCAUCGAGGCCAGGGCCGAUCUCGAGGCCAAGGACCUUGCUGGUCGGACGCCGCUCCACUGGGCGGCCCGUGAGGGCCACUGUGAGGCGGCGCAGCGGCUCAUCGACGCCAGGGCCGAUCUCGAGGGCAAAGAUACUGAUGGUCCGGGCGCCUGGGAAGGACUCGGAGCACCUUAAGAAGAGGGUCUGUUGUGGUGAGACGCCCCUCCACCAUGCGGCCAAUUAUGGCCAUUGGGAGGUGGCGCAGCGGCUCAUCGAGGCCAGGGCCGAUCUCGAGGCCAAGGACAACUAUGGCAAAACCCCAUGGGAGAGGGCCAACAUGAAUGGAGAGGAGAAGGUCAUGGGUGUUUUGCGCCCUGUCCAAGUGGGCCUGCUGAGUGGUCGCACGGUCCGAUGUGACCCGAAUCCCUGCCUCACUGUUCGUGAGCUGCGAGAAGAAGCCCAGUCUAAGCUUGGGCGUGGGUUCCAGAUCCAGCAGCUCCUCACGCGCUCUGGACAAGUACUGCAAGACCCUUUGACGCUAGAAGAUGCUGGCGUCACUUACGGCGACUUCGUUACGGCCAUCGCUCCGGUCGCAGGAGAAGCAGCACGAGAACGAGAAGGUCUGUCUCUCUGCGUGGAUGCACGUCCUUCGACUGAUCUGCGAGUUGUUGAGCUCGAAGAGGAGGAGAAACCCUGCUGA